AGUGUUUAGCAGACAGGAAGUAAAGACCUCAAGUCACUAAGCUUCUACAUGCCAUGAUGUCGACUCGUGUGCUUUUGUUUUUCUGUCUGUUUGGUCAAAUACUGGCUAAAGAAUCUCCUGAUGUGGAGUGUUUAGUGAUUAACCUGGAAUCUGUGCGUUGUAUGUGGAACCUGCAGGGGACUCCACAAGUCAACUACACCUUUUAUAGCAGGUCCGGAACUCUGGGAGGAACUAUCUGUGCUGAAUACCUGUCUGAGAAUGGAACAAGAAUAGGAUGUACACUUCCCUACAUCAAACAGCAGAGAUUCGAGCCAUUUUAUACUAAACUGUGGGACGGCAACAAGGCCGACCCACCUCUAGAUCGUGUUCCAGAGGUAAAACAUGAUCUUAGAGGAAAAGUGAAAUUAAACCCACCAACCAACCUGACAGUAAUGAAUGGAUCCGACCUGAACCUGUGGUUUUACUGGAACCAGACUAUAACAUCUUGUGUGGAGAGUGAAGUCAGAAUUAGGAAAAACAACAACAGCUGGGAGGUUUCACCAAUUUAUAGUGGGCCGCAGAGUUAUUGCCAAAACUUACCCUCCAGCACUGCCAGAUAUGAGCUGCAGGUCAGGAUCAGAUUCAACAACUACUGUGGGCAGUCUGAGUUCUGGAGUGACUGGAGUGACCCUGUGGUCUGGGGAUUCAAUAACACCACAGUAUCAAAUAUUAAAAAUGAGGCAAUGCCAGUGUGGACAGCAGUGCUGUAUGUGGUGAGUGCCAUCACCCUCAUUCUUCUGGUUGUGAUCCUACUGCACAAUGAACGAAUCAAAAUCAUCCUGAUUCCUCCACUUCCCAAACCAGCUCUGAACUCUCCUGAUGUCGAGGAUUGGUUUCAUUUCUCUAAAGGCCUUAUUAAAGAAAGGUUUAACACCAACUUCAAUGAGCGAGCCUGCACCGUGCGUGAGUACCAGCCAGUCUCUCGGUCUGACAGCAAUGGCUCUGACAGCUCUCGCCUCACCACCACCACGGAUCAAACCGACUGCUCUAUCCCCAUCGCAGUGAACGAACCAGAGGACACGUCUGCUCCUUUUUACACCACCGUAAUUGGUUCGGAAGAGGAGCAGCAGGUUUCUGUGUAAAUGUCACCUCAGGCAAAUUUACAUGUCUCAAAGUAAAAAAGAAAAAAAUCCUUCUUUUUAUUUUGCGACAGAUCUCCUGGGUUACUGGAGGAAUAUGUGUAGGAUGUCUUGUAGGGAAAUGGAUGGAAAUAAGAACAUUGAAAACAAUUAGAAAUCAAUAAAUGAAAGAGGGAUCAAGAUUCUAAACUCCAUACUCAAUAUUUCAGAGAUUUGUUAUUCACCUUCAGUUAUAUUAAGUUUGGUUUUUAUUAAUGAGUUUUUCAAUACUUUUUAUAUUACAUAGAUAAAAUUAGCUAGACCACACUGUUAAGUGUGCUUAUUUACUUAUUGCUUAAUUUUCUGUCUUAUAUACAGUACAGACCAAAAGUUUGGACACACCUUUUAAUUCAAUGAGUUUCCUUUAUUUUCAUGACUAUUGA
Messenger RNA from Xiphophorus maculatus (southern platyfish), 1540 nucleotides. Its product is annotated as cytokine receptor common subunit gamma-like. Lineage: Eukaryota; Metazoa; Chordata; Actinopteri; Cyprinodontiformes; Poeciliidae. The transcript is spliced from 8 exons. Gene Ontology annotation, biological process: cytokine-mediated signaling pathway. The record is from RefSeq and is a predicted model, not a curated record. The coding region runs from base 54 to 1121 and encodes 355 amino acids. Gene Ontology annotation, cellular component: external side of plasma membrane. Gene Ontology annotation, molecular function: protein binding; cytokine receptor activity.